AUGGAUUCAAGAUCAAGCUCAGGAGGGCCGGAGCUGAAGCGCCUGCCCGCCCGCCAAGGAGGCGGAAAUUACUCUCCUUUUCUGCUCGCUCCUCUCCCCUCUUCCCUUUUUACAGGUUCAAGAUCACGCUCAGGACGGACGGUUCAAGAUAAAGUUACGAACGAAGACAAUGCUAUUCGGGUGGCUCGUGCGCGAUCGCACCACUGGAAGGGCGCGGAGCUGAAGCGGCUGCGCGGCAAGGAGGCGGAGAUUAGGCGGCAGCAGCAAGACUUCCGGCAGAAGCUCGCCUGGAUCAUGGCCAAACGCGCCAGGUGGGUGGCAUGUGAUGCUAGGGUGGGUGGGGAUGUGAUGCUAGGUGGGUGGCAUGUGAUGCUAGGUGGGUUGGGAUGUGAUGCUAGGUGGGUGGAUGUGAUGCUAGGUGGGUGGCAUGUUAUGCUAGGUGGGUGGGAUGUGAUGCUAGGUGGGUGGGAUGUGAUGCUAGGGUGGGUGGAUGUGAUGCUGGGUGGUGGCAUGGUGAUGCUAGGUGGGUGGCAUGUGAUGCUAGGUGGGUGGGAUGUGAUGCUAGGUGGGUGGGAUGUGAUGCUAGGUGGGUGGGAUGUGAUGCUAGGUGGGUGGGAUGUGAUGCUAGGUGGGUGGGAUGGUGAUGCUAGGUGGUGGCAUGUGAUGCUAGGUGGGUGGGAUGUGAUGCUAGGUGGGUGGCAUGUGAUGCUAGGUGGGUGGGAUGUGAUGCUAGGUGGGUGGCAUGUGAUGCUAGGUGGGUGGGAUGUGAUGCUAGGUGGGUGGGAUGUGAUGCUAGGUGGGUGGGAUCUUGGCCAGGGCGUUCAAGGCUGGGCAGUCCCUCCAGGUAUGGGCAGUCCCUCCAGGUAUGGGCAAUCUCUGCAGGUAUGGGCAAUCCCUGCAAGUAUGGGCAAUUUCUGCAGGUAUGGGGCAAUCAUUGCAGGCAUGGGCAAACGAGUGGGAUGA
This is a messenger RNA of Closterium sp. NIES-65, 963 nucleotides long. Lineage: Eukaryota; Viridiplantae; Streptophyta; Zygnematophyceae; Desmidiales; Closteriaceae. The record is from the annotation of a GenBank genome assembly.